Messenger RNA from Aspergillus terreus NIH2624, 1551 nucleotides. RefSeq lists its product as uncharacterized. Gene Ontology annotation, molecular function: zinc ion binding; DNA-binding transcription factor activity, RNA polymerase II-specific; transcription cis-regulatory region binding. Lineage: Eukaryota; Fungi; Ascomycota; Eurotiomycetes; Eurotiales; Aspergillaceae. The transcript has 6 exons. Gene Ontology annotation, biological process: positive regulation of transcription by RNA polymerase II. Gene Ontology annotation, cellular component: nucleus. The record is from RefSeq and is a predicted model, not a curated record. The coding region runs from base 1 to 1551 and encodes 516 amino acids.
AUGACGCAUGCCUCUAGAUUCCCGUACCUGACUGCCACUGCGAGGCUCCAACGGGAGCUCGGUGAAAUGCCACGGGAUGGUAGAGGCCCUGCUUGCUUGACAUGUCGGGAAAAAUGUCGGAAAUGUGAUCGCGGCCGUCCAAAGUGUAACCGCUGUAUCACAAAGGGUCUGGAAUGUGGGGGAUACCCCGAACAGUUCAGAUUUUGCGGCAUUGCUAGUCGGGGUAAAUGGAAGGGUGCACGCGCUCCUAUCCGGGGAAGAGCUUUCGCCGCUGGCUCUGGACCGAGUCACGCUAAAUCACAGGGAACGACCGAAUUACUAACACCGGAGACUGAUAAAGACGAUGCCAAAUAUCAGACAGGCAACGCUCAAGAGCCCAUUGAAACCCCGCCAAUUUCCGGAAACUCGGUCGAGUGUGCAGGAGAGACAUCUGACGAAAUUGCCAGGUUGCUGAGUCUCACCGAAACGCAGUCUCUCUUGUCACAUUAUGAUACAUUCGUUUGUCCUCACCAGAUCUCCGAAAUCGGGGACGGUCCCCAAAACCCGUAUCGGUCAUAUAUCAUCCCACUGGCAAAAAAGCAGAUAGGUCUUCUAUAUGCCGUACUUGGGCUAUCUGCCUCUCACCUGGGCCAGUUGGCUGGAAACAAAGUCCUGCAUGAAGAGACGGCAGUGGAAUACCGCAUGAAAGCGAUUCGUGCACUCAGCGAAGAGAUCCGCAAAAGCCAAAAUAUGACUCUGCCUGAAGAUGAACAAGACGCCAUUCUCGCUAUUAUCCAGAUCCUCCUGCUCCACGACAUUUUCGAGACCGGAGUAUCGACUCACGGAAUCCAUAUCACAGGAGCUAUGUCUGUCUGUAAGCGACUGCUGAUCACAGAAGGGCUAAGCGGUCAUCGCCGUCGUGCGGUCUUCUUUCUGGGUAACCUCGCAUGGCUAGAUAUCAUUCGUGCCUUCGCCGGCUCAGAACGUCUGUGCUUUUCUCAAGACAUCCGCGAAAUGGUGGCCUGCGUGAGCGACCAGUCUUUCGAGAUGGUCAAUGGCUGCCCUCGAGAAGUCUUCCUAAUAAUAGGAAACGUCUUGGAAAAGUCAAAGGAGCAUAGCCUAGGUUGGCUGUCGUGGGAUGAAUACCAGAUCUCCCUGAUUCUGGCCAAACACAAGCUAUACUCCUGGAACCGGCAGGAGAGGACAUAUCCGAGUUCUGAUCCUCGCUGGGAGUCAGUCGCAGAAGCUUUCCAAUAUGCAUGUAUAUUGCAUAUCCUUCGACUGUUAGAUCCUCUCCGACCUGCAAAGGCCACGGAAGUCCAGGACUGCGUGGCAAAGAUACUGGACACUACUGCUGGCAUCGAUAAAGAGUGUCCACUGUUGGAACUCCUUAUCUUCCCUCUCUUCAUGGCAGGAGCCGACGCUCUCGCCGCGCAUUCUCAGUAUUACGUGCUCACACGAAUCUACGAGAUUAUGCGACGGUCGGAAGUUCGGAAUCCUGUCCCUGGAGAUUUGUUGCAAAAGACGCAUAGCCCGGAGCUUGCACGGCAGCAUGACUAUCUUAUAAUAUGA